Messenger RNA from Botrytis cinerea B05.10, 2861 nucleotides. It is a transcript of the gene Bcrgd1, whose product is annotated as Bcrgd1. The transcript is spliced from 7 exons. The record is from RefSeq and is a predicted model, not a curated record. Gene Ontology annotation, biological process: regulation of GTPase activity; signal transduction. Bases 441 to 2498 code for a protein of 685 amino acids. Gene Ontology annotation, cellular component: cytoplasm. NCBI's taxonomy places the organism in Eukaryota, Fungi, Ascomycota, Leotiomycetes, Helotiales, Sclerotiniaceae.
GAGUAUUCUCGAUUAGACAAUUAGAAUUCUCGAACAAUAGAAGCCGGAGCUCGAGUUCCUCGAUCUUUACCUACCUGAAGUCUCUCGAUCAGAAGAGUGUCAAAUUCCUAUGAUAUCAAUGAUUAUUGAGGAUAUAUUUACAAAAUCAAAUCUCUUCAAUGAAUCUCUAUCUACCUAAGCAAGUCAAUUAUGAUUGAUUACAAUUAUCGUUGUUGCACGGAAUCCAGUCGCAUUUGGUCCCGGUCACUCGUAACAGCAACCACAUCGGUAUUUCGUAGAUUCCCGAGUAUUGCCUUUACAUACCUAAGGAACUUUAAAUCCCCCCAACAACAGAAUUGACGACAGAAUUACUACCAUUACAAGUGAAAACACUCCAUGGUACCCAAAUACAACAGUCUCAUAUAGCCAUUUGAUCGCAACUCGCAUCUUUCAUCUACAAAAUGUCGUUUGGAGGGGACAUCGGACUCGAUACAACAUCGUCGUCCAAUGCUGCUGGUAAUGGCGGCAACCAGGGCGAGACAACUGGAAGACCUGCCACCCCUCAAGAUGCAACCGCAAAAGCAGUUCAAGAUGUCACAAGCUCGGAGAUUGGAAUAUCAACCUUGUUAACCCGACUGAAACAAAGUAUUGCUUCCGCAAAGGAAUUCGCACUUUUCCUCAAGAAACGGUCCAUCAUGGAAGAGGAACAUUCGAACGGUUUAAAAAAGCUGUGUAAGGCAACCGGGGAUAAUAUUCGCAGACCAGAGCAUCGACACGGAUCGUUUCUACAGUCAUACGAAGAGGUCCUCAUUAUACACGAGCGAAUGGCCGAGAAUGGGGCUCAAUUUGGCGUGUCUCUACAUCAGAUGCAUGAGGAUCUUAUCGAAAUGGCUUCGAACAUAGAGAAGGGCAGAAAGCAUUGGAAGAAUACUGGGUUGGCAGCAGAACAACGUGCUGCUGAUACCGAAGCUGCCAUGAAGAAGUCGAAGGCGAAGUACGACUCUCUGGCAGACGAGUAUGAUAGAGCUCGCACUGGGGACAGGCAACCAGGAAAGAUUUUUGGCCUCAAGGGCCCCAAAUCGGCAGCGCAACAUGAAGAGGACCUUCUUCGCAAAGUCCAGGCUGCCGAUGCAGAUUAUGCGUCCAAGGUACAAGCUGCGCAAAGCCAACGAACCGAGCUCUGGUCAAAAUCAAGACCUGAGGCUGUGAAAGCUCUAGAAGAUCUCAUUCAAGAAUGCGACUCUGCAUUGACAUUGCAGAUGCAGAAGUUUGCAUCCUUUAACGAAAAGCUACUUUUGAGCAAUGGCUUGAAUAUAAGCCCUAUCAAAGGAAAAGAGCAAGGGACAUUAAAUCGCAGUCUCCGUGAAGUUGUUCACGCAAUUGAUAAUGUUAAAGACCUGAGCAACUACAUCAGUAGCUUCUCUGGUAACAUGCAGUCCCGGAUCACGGAAAUCAAAUAUGAGCGUAAUCCGGUUUUGCAACCCGCACAAAAUACCGCUCAGCGACAAUCGGAUCCCAACGCUCUCCAAGCUCGACAAGGACCCGUAAUACCACCACAGCCAUCUCACCAAGUUCAUAUGAGCCAACCUUUUAAUCAAAGCAGUCCCCCAACUCACCAGCGCGAAAGAAGCUUUAGCCAUGGCCCAUCUCUUUCGCAACACAUCGUUGCACCUGUUGUAUCGCCCACUAACCCAAUAUCCACCUCUCCCGACUUCAAUACCUGGUCACCUCGUGCAGAUGGCCCCCCCCAGAUAUCAACCUUGCCAUUUCAGCCACAACCUCAAAACGAGACACCAAUACAACAGACACCACAAAACCCUACAACGCAUGCACCAGUGUCCCAUGGCCCAUCCUCGGCACCACUAUUCGGAGCGGGAUCGGCUCCAGCUCCAGGCAACAGCACUCAUCUAGCACCUUUGAAACCAGUGUUUGGACUCAGCCUCGAGGAACUCUUUGACAGAGAUGGCUCUGCUGUUCCAAUGAUUGUCUACCAGUGUAUUCAAGCAGUUGACCUCUUUGGGCUCGAGGUCGAAGGAAUAUACCGGCUAUCUGGUACCGCAUCUCAUAUAAUGAAGAUCAAGGCAAUGUUCGAUAACGACGCAUCUAAGGUGGACUUCCGUAACCCGGAAAGCUUCUUUCACGAUGUCAAUAGUGUGGCUGGUCUUCUCAAACAGUUCUUCCGCGAACUCCCAGACCCUUUAUUGACUAUCGAGCAAUAUCCUGCAUUUAUCGAGGCUGCAAAGCAUGAUGAUGAAAUAGUCCGUCGCGACUCUCUACAUGCGAUCAUCAAUGGCCUUCCUGAUCCCAAUUACGCUACUCUUCGAGCCUUGACUUUACAUUUAAAUAGAGUACAGGAGAGUUCGGCAUCUAACAGGAUGACUGCAAGCAACUUGGCCAUAGUAUUUGGCCCUACACUCAUGGGUGCUAAUUCAGGACCGAACAUGUCAGAUGCUGGGUGGCAGGUUCGUGUCGUUGACACUAUUUUGAAAAACACUUAUCAGAUAUUUGACGACGACUGAGGCGAAGAAGAUUGUCGAUUGACUUGAAGAGUUCUUAACGAGAUACCAUAGCUGCUCAUAUUAUGAACCUGCCUUUGGAACAGAAACAAGGGCAGGGAAUUCCUAGCAUCAGACCUCUAUUUGCCGACAAGACAUUCUAAAGAAAGUACAUGCCACUGUAUUUCGAAUACUAUUAUUGUAAGGCACGGGCCUGUUGACAAAUAUUUACGGUCUAUCAAGCGAGUGUACGUCAGGGGGUGGUCUACACCACGAUCGAUUUUGUAGGGUCAUGUGCUCAGCUCUGAUGCCAGUAUUGGUGCAACUAUUGAAUCAAAAGGGUACCAAGGUUUCAAUACUCGUUAAUUUUGGAUCACGAAAAGAUCA